UCUGCGCCGCCCUAGUGUCGCGUGACAGAAGGAUCCACAAGCAACAUCAACAGCGGCAGCUGCAUUCCAUUGCCUCCUUGUCUUGCACUCACGAUGCGCACCGGUCUCUUGACGGCGCUCAGCGCUCUUGGGCUCGCGACCCUGGCGCAAGCCCAAGUCCCAAGGGCAGCUGGCAUGACGUCUGACAGUUUCUGCAGCACAGCGGGCGACUUUUGCGUUACGGGAUUGUACCUGCCCGAACGGCAGGCCAUCAACUAUACUCUGGUCGUCGCUCAGACUGGACAGUACGGAUGGACGGGUAUCGGACAAGGAACGCAAAUGUCCGGAGCCAACAUCUUGGUGACUUGGCCCAAUGCGGAUGGAAGCGUCACCACCUCGCACAGAUCCGCCCCUGGUGAGGUGAUGCCUACCGAAGCUCGCGUCAGCGCACAACAAGCGCAGGGCUUCGAAAGGAACGCUGCACAAUCCGUUCAGACGCAGCAGCACACCAUCAGUAGUUGGCUCUUCGGUCAAGCCGAGGCUCCCGGAACCAUCGAUCACAUCUUUGCCUACGCUGGAGCGGCCAAGGCUCCAGCUUCGGCAGACUCCGCCGCCACCAUCCGUUACCACGACAGCCGUGGAUUUUUCACCCUCGAUCUGACCAAGGAGUACACCGGCGCUGCACCCGCUGGCCUUGCUGGCGGUCAGGGCGCAAGCACGGGAGAUGGAGGUGCAGGCACUGCCGGAUACGGCCCCGCGCAGCGAGACCUGAGCAACAAGACGACUCAAAUCUGGUUCGCUCACAUGAUGUUCAUGGUACUGGGCUGGAUGCUGCUGGUGCCCCUGGGCGCCUUCAUCGGCCGAUUUGGACGCACAAUGUUCAAGUGGUUCCCUUACCACAGUGCCGUUCAAAGUUUGGCAGUCGUCUUCGUCAUCAUCGGUUUCGCUCUCGGCGUCUACAACUACCGUCAGCGCGGCACACCACAGUGGAGAUUGCUGCACCACAAGCUCGGUCUUGCGCUCUUCAUUCUCAUCCUCAUUCAAGCCAUCCUGGGAGCAACGACGCACGAGAUCCGCAAGCGAACAGGCUUCAGAUGGGUCGGUUUCUUCCACAUCUUCAACGGUGUCGUCAUGUUCGGUCUGGCAGUCUGGAACAUCAGCGAAGGCUUCAAACUGUGGACUUGGCAACCUGGAAAUGCGCCUCGCAUUGUCAUUUGGGUCUGGGCUGGUGUGGUCGGUGUGGUGUACCUCGCCGGACUGGCUCUGGUGCCCAGGGAGAUCCGACAGGACAAGGAGAGAAAGGAAACCGCGUCGCACGGUGAGAAGGGCUCGGAUGAGCACCUCACGCACAACCCUUCGCCCUCUCAAGCUGCUUGAACGACGGGAAAAAAGACACACCAAAGGUUCCAGAGUCUACUCCGCUGUGCCCCCCUUUCGACCGAUCGCUUUUUGCUGCCCCUCUCAUCGUCUAAGUUACUAUUGUAUCAUCAUUACCUCCAAUCGACUGACUGCUGCAUACC
This is a messenger RNA of Ceraceosorus guamensis, 1499 nucleotides long. RefSeq names its product CBD9-like protein. NCBI's taxonomy places the organism in Eukaryota, Fungi, Basidiomycota, Exobasidiomycetes, Ceraceosorales, Ceraceosoraceae. The record is from RefSeq and is a predicted model, not a curated record. Bases 94 to 1356 code for a protein of 420 amino acids. The transcript has 2 exons.